Molecule: messenger RNA, 867 nt
Organism: Nicotiana attenuata
Lineage: Eukaryota; Viridiplantae; Streptophyta; Magnoliopsida; Solanales; Solanaceae
Exons: 1
Coding region: 155-703 (182 amino acids)
Source: RefSeq, a predicted model, not a curated record
AUAUGUCCAGUCCAAACAAACUCCGAACUUGAACAGAUUAAGCAAGUCAAAUAAAUUUGGGCUAUUAGCUACUCUUAGUGACAUAUAUUUAAGUAAUUCAACCCUAAAUAGAGCUGCAGCCGGAGCAGAUGAAAAGAAAGUGAGGGUCGGAUCCAUGCAGCAGCAGUCUGGAUGUUGUGAGGUUUGCACCGCCCGGCAACCUCUCAUCCUCCACCUUCUUCCCUACAGAGGUCUCCACCGCCGCCUCUGCACCGCCUGCGUACUGGCGGCGCACCCUGGUUCCUUCUGUCCUAUCUGCUUCGAAGUCUUCCUCCACAACAACCCUCCUCCUCCUCGUCUCCGUCUCCAUUGCUUCAAAUGCCCUUCCAUCGCCCACCUCUCAUGUGAUGUUGCUGCUCCUGCUCCUGCUCAUUACUUGUGCCCUCCCUGUUCCAACCCUAAUUUCACCUUUUUCAACCUUCCUCGCACUGAACCCGUCCAGAUCAACCUACAUUUGGCUAAACAGUUGCUCGCCGCUGCUUCCAUUGCUUUUGAGUCUAUCAACAAUGCUGCCGUUAUCUCGAGGAUUAACGCUGAGAUUAGGGUCAAAGAAGCUCUGUUGGCUAAGGCUGAAGUUGGCCAAUUUUUAAUGAAUCAUCAUUUAAUGCCCAAACAGAAAAGAUGCUUAUCUCAAUCUUCUGAUGAUGAUAGCUCAAGCAGUUGAGAUUCUUAAACAAUGCUGGUGUAUAACUUCGCUCUUUUUUGAAUGAUUGGGUUAUUUGGGGCUAGUUUUAGGAAAAUAUAGGAAUUGGAUUUAUUCAUCUAGCCUCUCUCUUGAAUUUGCUGUCAAAUUUUGAGCUAUAAUUGAUACUAAAAAGAAAUUGUUUA